AUGGGGAACUCGCAGGGAAAGCAGGUGGCCUCCACCGAUGAGGUCAACCUCAAUCACUUUCGCCUUCUCCGUGUCGUCGGCAAAGGAGCUUUCGGCAAAGUCAGGAUUGUCGAACGCAGGGACUCGGGUUUGACUUUCGCCCUCAAAUACAUUCGAAAAGAAGAGGUGGUCCGAUCAGAGAGCGUUCGAAAUAUUAUCCGAGAGAGACGCAUGCUUGAACAUCUCAACCACCCGUUUCUGUGCAAUUUGCGCUACAGUUUCCAAGAUAUUGAGUACAUCUACAUUGUGGUCGAUCUAAUGAACGGCGGUGAUCUACGCUUUCACAUUUCGAGAAAAUGCUUCACUGAAGAAGCCGUGCGGUUCUGGAUGGCAGAACUAGGCUGUGCGCUGAGGUAUAUCCAUUCACAAGGCAUCGUUCAUCGCGAUCUCAAACCGGACAAUGUUCUCCUGGAUUCCCAAGGCCACGUGCAUUUAGCCGAUUUCAACGUCGCUUCCGAUUUCAAGCCUGGAAGACCAUUGACGAGCAAAUCUGGCACAUUAGCAUACUUGGCGCCUGAAGUCUACGAAGGGGGUGGAUACUACUGCGAAGUAGAUUGGUGGUCCUUAGGAGUUACCUUCUAUGAAUGCAUCUUCAAUAAGCGUCCGUUCGAAGGGCGUAGCCAGGACUCCCUUAGCGAAGCCAUUAUCAAAGCGCAACCGAAAUACUACGUCACCAAUCCUGCCGUCUCGAUCCCGUGCUUACGAGCUAUAGCCGCUCUUUUAGAAAAAGACCGUAGCAAGCGAAUUGGCGCAUCCGGUUUUGAGACUUUUACCUCACACGAGUUUUUUGCAGAGAUAGAUUUCGAGGCUUUGGAGAGAAAAGAGAUCGACCCGAUUUUCACCCCGGCGAGCGAUAAGACUAACUUUGACGCCACAUACGAUCUGGAGGAGCUUCUGCUUGAAGAGGCUCCGUUGGAGGCAAGGACUCGGAGACAGAAGCCCCGCGCCGAGCUGCGAGAAGAUGCGACGGCCAAGGAGAUUCGCGAGGAUGAGCUGUACCGCAUCAUUGAGACUAUGUUUGAGCCUUUCGACUACACUCAGGUUUCAUAUCAUGGACACGCGGCUGCUGCAUUGGCGGAAGCUUGCGAGCCUGAAGAACAAAUGCCCUCUACAGGAACGAACACGGGGUCUGGGUCAUUGCAUUCGCGACAAAUAUCACAAUCGAACUCGAUAAGCGGAACUUCUCCUCCCCAGCACGGCCAUCUCAGUAAUAACAAUAACAACAACAAUAAUAAUAUCAAGCAUUUUGCUGCGACACACACUAUGACUUCGGUUUCCGGAACCGGGGCCCCUCUUUCUGAAGAAGAACACUUGUCUGUGUCAUCUCGAACAAAGCAUCCAUCAGUUCCUUCGGCUACUCCGUUGCCGCAGACGUCGUCGCCCCAGUCUUUCAGCCGGCCGCUACCGCCAUUACCAGCUGGGUUGCGUCAGAAAGGCGCCACGCGUAAAAUGAGCAAAGGGGGCGGUGUGCAGAUGGUCCUGGAAGAGGCGGGCAGUUGGAGUGAGCUUGCGGAUCAGAGUUCUACGCUUCCGGCUGAAGGGUAUGAAGGGCUGAUAAGCAAAGGCCAAAAGCCUCCGAAUAGUGGCAUGCUUGCGUUCCUGAGUCGCAAAAAGGGACGUGAACGUAGCCCUAAACCUACGGAACCCGGAGUGCUUGGUAAAGAGGGAGCUCGCCAUAUUAUCAACGGCUAG
Molecule: messenger RNA, 1731 nt
Organism: Talaromyces atroroseus
Lineage: Eukaryota; Fungi; Ascomycota; Eurotiomycetes; Eurotiales; Trichocomaceae
Exons: 7
Coding region: 1-1731 (576 amino acids)
Biological process (GO): intracellular signal transduction; peptidyl-serine phosphorylation
Molecular function (GO): protein serine/threonine kinase activity; ATP binding
Source: RefSeq, a predicted model, not a curated record